AUGGACACUUGCUCCUCUUCCACUCUGGGGGGCCUGAGGCUCCUGGCCACCCUCCUGCUGCCUUUGCUGCCACUGCUGGUCCCUGUGUGCGGGAAGAUCGCGGUAUUGGGGAAAAUUAUGGGGGGCGACACAGCUUCUGAGAAGAGGUGGCCUUGGCACGUCAGCCUGUGGCUGGAAACCCGUCUCAUUUGUGGAGGGUCUCUCAUUCACUCCAAGUGGGUCAUCACAGCAGCCCACUGCUUCCGAAAUUCCAAUGCUACAGAUCUGUAUUCAGUCCUCAUGGGCAGCAUACAUUUGCGGAGCAAAACCUCAGUACGAGUCCCAGUGAAAAACAUUUUCAAACACCCCAACUUUUCCAGUCAAUACCCACAUAGAAAUGACAUCGCCCUGGUGGAACUGCAGUCCGCGGUUGGCUUCUCCGAAUUCAUCCUUCCUGUUUGCCUGCCGACUCCUGAAUUUCAUUAUGAAGAGAAAUCGUCUUGCUGGAUGACAGGUUGGGGUGCUCUCAUAACAUCAGAUUUCGCGCCACUAUUGCCUCCUUCGCUCCAGGAGGCCCAAGUCUCUAUCAUUGACAGUCACUCGUGCAAUGUCUUUUUUGAGUUUCCAGAGAAGGGCAUCAAGGCAUUUAAGAUGAGUGAUGACAUGCUGUGUGCCGGGGACCUCGCCCGUCAAAAGGCAAUCUGUCCGGGGAUGAUGGGGAUGAAGGAAGAUGGUCAGCCCAUCUCCUCUACCUAUGACCCUGAAUGA
Monodelphis domestica (gray short-tailed opossum) is the source of this 747-nucleotide messenger RNA. NCBI's taxonomy places the organism in Eukaryota, Metazoa, Chordata, Mammalia, Didelphimorphia, Didelphidae. The record is from RefSeq and is a predicted model, not a curated record.